This is a messenger RNA of Anopheles coustani, 2184 nucleotides long. RefSeq lists its product as uncharacterized. Gene Ontology annotation, biological process: synaptic signaling. The coding region runs from base 135 to 2096 and encodes 653 amino acids. The record is from RefSeq and is a predicted model, not a curated record. Gene Ontology annotation, cellular component: plasma membrane. The transcript has 3 exons. Gene Ontology annotation, molecular function: zinc ion binding. Lineage: Eukaryota; Metazoa; Arthropoda; Insecta; Diptera; Culicidae.
GCCGUUUGUAAUUAACGCCUACGAAAGUAGUAAAGCUUCCAAUUUCUACGUUUUGUAUCAUAAAGUUUCAUAUAUUUUCGUGGUUAGUCAUUUUCGUGGUGCACGCCAAGUUAAACAAAAGAAAACAUACAAACAUGUACGAUCAAAUGAGCGACGGACGAGGCUAUCUUGUGUAUAAGAACCGGUACAACGGGAAAGCUGAACAGGAUAAUCCGAAUCUUAUGUUUAUUCUGCUAUCAAUAAAUGAGAAAUAUGCCUCUUCCCGAUACAGUACCUACCGGUGCGCUGGAAAAUUGUAUGCACUGCAGAAAGCCCUCUACACGUCCUACAUUCCAUUUGAGAUGGUUCAUUCAAUUUUGAAUCGACACCAGCUGAGUCUCAUCGACAGUGCACCUUCUAUCAAACCUCCUCAACUGACCGCCGUAUUGCAUGACGUUUAUUUCGCGGCCUCACGAAUGGGGUACUUUGAUGAUCUCCCAACGCCGUUGAAUCUCGAAGCCGCCAGUGCCAUCUUGGCAGGCUUCUUCUGGGCCGUUUUUGACCCGAAGCGUUCUUCACCGAUAUCGGUGCUGGAGCUUCGUCAAACGUUUUUACUGUUGUGCAGUCAUGCGAAUCAUGCACAAAUGAUAUGGGAACACUUUCGACUCAUCAGCGAUCACAACUUGUGUGUUUCGCGACAUCGCUUCGAGGCAAUGUUGACCGUGCUGUCGAAAAUGCUUAUGUUCCUUGGUGAACCAGACCAUCUUCGGCCGGCGAUGGUGCAGCAGAUUACGAGCGAAUGCUUUCUCAACUACCCGGGCCUGGUUGGCCUGACAGAGUACCAGUUUUCGUGCCUCUGGAAGCUGUCGUCGCUCUUUUCCUAUUACGCUAACGUCGUGUCGUUGAACAAGCGAAUGCAGGAUACGGAGCAUAUUGUACAUGGUUUACCAUGCUAUGCCUGCCGUACUAUGAUCAAUGGGCUGCGCUUCAAAUGUCAGCGUUGCCGUAAUGUUUCCCUGUGCAUCGAUUGUUUCACACAUGGCUUCGCUAACAAGCAACACAAUAUGUCGCACAAAAUGUUCGAAAUUAGCAGCAACGAGCAGGAUCACCCGGCGCGCUGUGGUGUCUGGUUAAGCAAGUUGUGGCACUGGGUUUGGGCGACCCGCUACCAGGAGGAAGCUCCGUCUCCUUCCACCUACGAAAAUAUGGAGGCAAAACUAAUCGAUACAAAAGCCGUCGAGCUGAUGCAGGAGGGUGCUUCCGAGCCGCAUGAUACAUUGGUCAAAGAGGCCUUGCUGGCUACACUUUCGCGCGCAUCAACCUCCACAGUGAAGCGCAAUAUGAGUCUGUUCAGUAGCGUGGAGUACAACAGCUUUAACAAUACUCAGCAGAAACAUUUACUCAUCAAACUUGCAUCCGUUACUGGCACGCUAGAAGAACAUCACAACGAGUACCGAAAGCAAGUGACCGAGUACUGGAAUACGCUUACUGCUGAAGAAAAGAAAUCAGUCAGUAAAAUGCAUUCAUAUCUCACGACUUACACGCAACAAUUCGCUGAGUGCUUGGAGCAGAUAAAACUAAUAAGCACACAUACCGCACAGGCUAUACCGCAAUGUUCUAGCACGCCAUAUCGUCGAUCCGCACUCACGUUAGUUGCAAAUGACUGUGCAAACGAAUCAACCAAAUCAAAGUACUCCCCUGAAGUUGAAGAGAAAAGAUCCUUCGUUGGUUCGUCCCGACUGGAGAAAACAGAACUCUCGGUACGGGACAUCAGCACCUGGUUCCAUAUCGAUUUAUCAACUUCAGGAUCGGCGCCCGGUGCAGGAGAAUCGGAAUCCAAGAGAAACGAUGAAAAGGUGACAAACGCUGUAAUGAAGCAAUGCGACGAGACCUCCAAUCCGGUGACCGACGAAAACGAGCUAUCGUACCGCAUUGACCGGCUGAAGCUGGACACGCAGAUGGCAAAUUUUCGCGAUCUAUUGCUGAAAGUACGUGAAAUCGUUGACGACUCCUACAGUGACAACACGGAGCUGGCCCGCUCGACGCUACAAAUUGAAAAAGCUCUAGAUCGUAUUAUCGCGGAAGAGGAACUGAAGCGUGCUAAGCUGCUUGUUUAGGUUCGCAGUGAGAGAAUAGAUUUAUCUAUAACGUUAAACCACAUUUGCAUAAAAUGAUAAAAAUGAAAUAAAAACUUUUUUAAUUGAA